Molecule: messenger RNA, 629 nt
Organism: Phascolarctos cinereus (koala)
Lineage: Eukaryota; Metazoa; Chordata; Mammalia; Diprotodontia; Phascolarctidae
Product: NADH dehydrogenase [ubiquinone] iron-sulfur protein 6, mitochondrial-like
Biological process (GO): mitochondrial electron transport, NADH to ubiquinone
Cellular component (GO): respiratory chain complex I
Source: RefSeq, a predicted model, not a curated record
ACUGUGAUGAUUCUACUCUUCAGCUAAAUGCAUCCCCCUGGGUUGAAGCAUAGCAAAUUGGUCUUAGGGCUAGAUUUUGCAAUGAUACCCUAUGGCAGGUAAGGAUCAGAUUUGAAUGUUAUCACAUGCAAUUGAAAAUUAGAAGCCAGGUGGAAGAUGGCGGCAGCGGAGACACUGACCUUCGGUCGCUUUCUGGGCCGAAGCCUCGAGGCCGCUGGGGGCCUCCCUGCGGCCGCCACGUGUUUUGGUGUGAAGACAUCGCCCUCGGGGGAGAAAAUUACCCACACUGGCCAGGUUUAUGAUGAAGAAUAUUACAGGAGGAUUCGCUUUGUUGGUCGCCAGAAAGAGGUAAAUGAAAACUUUGCAAUUGAUUUGAUAGCAGAGCAACCAGUAGCUAAAGUGGAAAGUCGAGUGAUGUCAUGUGAUGGUGGAGGAGGAGCUCUGGGUCAUCCAAAAGUAUACAUAAACUUGGACAAAGAGACUAAAACUGGGACUUGUGGGUAUUGUGGACUUCAGUUUAAACACCACCACCACCACUGAAACCAAUUCUCUUCUUUGGGCCUUGUAUAAUUCUUUGCAUGUAAGGAUUUUAGUGUUUUUUAGAAAAUGCUUAUUUAAGAAUCAUAACA